AAGAGGCGAGGAAGCUCCCGCUGUCAGCUCAGCCUCAGCUCAAGAGAGAGAGAGAGAAGCGAAAUCGCCAUUAGAGCAAGGUACGAAGCUUCCGGUGACCCUCUUUUGGUUGUUUUUCAAUCGAAAGGAAUACUGAAUAGGGUUUGUAGAGGAAGACAAAGCUAUCUCUUUCUUCUACCUCGAAAGAUGUUUUCUUGGACAGAGAUCUUUGCUUGCUCGUGUAUUCCUCGAAGCUUCCUGCCGUGCCCACUAAAUGUUUAAAAGGAUUCAAGCUUGUUCUAUUAUGAGGAGUCAUUGAGGCUCGGAUGCAUCAGAAGUUUGCUGAACAGACUAUCUCAGAUUUUUUGCCUUUUUCUGUCUCAUUAACUUUAUCCCAAAAGCCAUGGCAGAUUGUGCAUCAGUUGUAGGCGUCCAAGUCACCAACCAGAAGCUUUUAACAGAAGAAGGAGAAUUGGCUGAAAUCGAAGCGCGGCUCGGCAUAUUGCACGAAAAAGUUGUCAACUUUGAUUCGGAUCAAUCCAUGAUAUGGGACCGAGACCCUGAAGAAGCUUCUGAAUUCCUGCAAGUUAUUGACGAAAUUCGGCAGCUUGUUGAUCGGUUGAUAACCUCGUCCUUGUACAAUAAGCUGCUAUGCUACGCAGAUAGCACCCUUCAGAUGGCCAUGUCUAGGCUUGAGGAUGAGUUUGUGCACCUGUUGAGGCAGUAUAAGCAGCCUUUGGAGCCUGAGCACAUGUCGUUUCGUUCUGUGGAAGACGAACUUUCAGAGGACUUCUCUUAUAGCUCAUUUGAAGAAGAAGCAAUUCAGGGUAGAAGCCAGCAUGACAGCAGCCGGAAAUCCGAAGAUUUUGUCGUCGAUCUCAUCCAUCCUGAUGUUUUAUGUGACCUCAGAUCCAUAGCUGAAACAAUGUUUGUUUCCAAGUAUGACAAGGAGUGCUGCCAAGCCUACAUUAGUGUCAGAAAGGAUGCACUAGAUGAAUGCCUUUCUGUUCUUCGUAUUGAAAAACUGAGCAUCGAGGAAGUCCUGCAGCUGGAAUGGGCGUCGCUGAAUUCCAUGAUCAAGAGAUGGAACCGAGCUCUCAAAGUUUUUGUUCGUGUUUAUCUUUCGAGCGAAAGUCGUCUUUGUGAUCUUAUCUUUGCGGAGUUUUCAGUGUCACUUAGACAGACAUGCUUUGUUGAGAUCUGUAAGAGUUCAAUCAUGCAAUUUCUCAACUUAGGGGAAGCCAUAGCCGUUGGACCGCUUAAGCCCGAAAAGCUUUUCAGGAUACUCGACAUGUAUGAGGGCUUAGCCGAUCUUCUCACCGACAUCGAAUUGCUUUUUCCAAACGAGUCAGGCUCUUUUGUUGUGAAUGAGUGCAAUGAGAUUUUGUCCAGGCUUGGUGAGUAUGUGAGAGGAACCUUUUUUGCGUUCAAGAAUGCGAUUCGACAAAACACAUCAACCACCGGUUUUGCCGGCGGCGGAGUUCAUCCUCUCACAAAGUAUGUCAUGAACUACAUCAAAGCACUUGCAGAUUACAGUGUGACCAUGAAUAUGCUCCUUGGGGAAGAAAAUGGGCUGCAGGAAGAGGCUAAUGGUUUAUCUCCUAUGACUACCAAUCUACAAUCUGUGACCUCAAUACUUGAGUCAAACCUUACCGACAGAUCGAUGUUAUACGUCGACGCUGCGCUGCAGAGCUUGUUUUUGAUGAACAACAUAUGUUACAUGGUUCAGAAGGUGAAGGACUCCGAUCUCCAGCCCAUUUUUGGGGACAACUGGAUCCGUUCGCACAAUCGGAAGUUCACCCAACACGCCACAAACUACGAACGAGCUUCAUGGAAUCCGGUGCUUCUUUUCCUGAAGGAUGAAGGCAUCAUCAACCAUGGUUGCAGCACUCCUUCAAAAACUGUUCUCAAGGAGAGAUUCAAGCGCUUUAACCAGGCGUUCGAAGAGAUUUAUAGGACUCAGAUAAAUUGGUCUGUUCCUUACGUUGAUCUCAGAGAAGAUUUGAGGAUCUCGAUAUCACUCAAGGUGCUGCAAGCUUACAGAACUUUCAUCGGAAGGUAUGCGAGCCAUCUCGAUGCGGUGCGGCAUCGCGAACAUUACAUUAAGUAUUACCCGGAGGAUUUGGAGUUGGCAUUGUUGGAUCUCUUCGAGGGGAGCUCUUCAAGGGGACGCCGAAGAUGAUGAAUCCUCAAAGAAGGCGAGCUUUGAGGUGGAUCGAGAAGGAGAAUCGGUGGUAGAAUAAUCAUGUUUUGUUCAUCUUUUGUAUAAUCUAAUUGAAUGUUGGAUGAAGUACUAAUUUGUUCAUGUUUGUAUGUUGAUGUACUGAUCUUAAUUCUAAGAGUUGUUUUGAUGAAAUAAUACACCUCAGUCAUUCAAAAUAUGGAGCAAAAGCACAUGUUGUUAUGAUAGUUUAGUAUGUUGAUGCAUGUAGCAAUAAUGCAAAAUGUUUGUAAUAUUCAUAUUAACU
Phalaenopsis equestris is the source of this 2447-nucleotide messenger RNA. RefSeq names its product exocyst complex component EXO70B1. Lineage: Eukaryota; Viridiplantae; Streptophyta; Magnoliopsida; Asparagales; Orchidaceae. Gene Ontology annotation, molecular function: phosphatidylinositol-4,5-bisphosphate binding. The transcript is spliced from 3 exons. Gene Ontology annotation, biological process: exocytosis. The record is from RefSeq and is a predicted model, not a curated record. The coding region runs from base 383 to 2161 and encodes 592 amino acids. Gene Ontology annotation, cellular component: exocyst.